Molecule: messenger RNA, 2956 nt
Organism: Sebastes umbrosus (honeycomb rockfish)
Lineage: Eukaryota; Metazoa; Chordata; Actinopteri; Perciformes; Sebastidae
Product: noelin-3-like
Exons: 6
Coding region: 535-1908 (457 amino acids)
Biological process (GO): signal transduction
Source: RefSeq, a predicted model, not a curated record
CUCUAUUUCCAUGCUGAAUACUGCCAGCUGCAACUUUUGUCAGCGCACAGCUGCCGGUGGUUCCUCCUCACACACACGCAUAUACACACACACACACACACACACACACACACACAACAAGCUGGCUUCAUUAAAAGUCCAGAGGAGGCAGCUGGAUGAUGUCAUAUCCGUGAAGAAAAGGGUCCCUAGAACCUAAACGCAGCUCGGAUUUGCGCUGCAUGCGUGCCCACAAACUUUUUGCCCCUCUCUCCCCUCCAGUGACGAGCUUUCUCCCCCUGCUGCCCACAUGGCGUGCGUAACGGGGACGAGUGGAUGGAUGCGCUCUCCUCCUCAUCCUCUUCCUCCUGUUCCUCCUCCUCCCCAGGAAGCCGCGGUUCUCACCAGCAGCAGCUCGUAGAGUGGACGAGGUGGCUGCGAGCCCACACGGGCACAAAACCUGCGUGAAAACAUUGUUUUGUACCCGUCGCAGGAGGAGAGGAGAGGAGAGGAGAGGAGAGGUGGAGGAGGGAGAAACACCGAAGCCCAGCAGACAGGAUGUGGUCGCUGUCCGUGGUCCUGAACCCGCUGCUGGUCCUGCUGCUGUUCGGAUACUGCCCUUCAGUGACCAUCAGGCCAAAGGAGGGGUGGCAGGUGUACAGCUCAGCUCAAGAUGCGGAUGGGCGUUGUAUCUGCACAGUGGUGGCACCUGAACAGAAUCUGUGCUCCAGAGAUGCCAAAGGCAGACAGCUCCGCCAGCUCCUGGAGAAGGUGCAGAACAUGUCGCAGUCAAUCGAGGUGCUGAACCUGCGGACGCAGAGGGACUUUCAGUAUAUCAUGAGGAUGGAGAGCCAGAUCAAAGGACUGCGGUCAAAGUUUCGACAGAUCGAAUCGGACAGGAAGACGCUCGUCAACAAAAACUUUCAGGAGCUAAAGGGAAAGAUGGAGUCCCUGCAGCCGCUGAUCCCUGUCCUGGAGCAAUACAAGACGGACGCUAAGCUCAUCUCCCAGUUCAAAGAGGAGAUCAGGAACCUGUCCGGUGUGUUGAUGGGCAUCCAGGAGGAAAUGGGCGCCUACGACUACGAGGAGCUGCAGCAGAGGGUCCUAAACCUGGAAAACCGGCUCCGCAACUGCAUGAGCAAACUCACAUGUGGCAAACUAAUGAAGAUCACUGGGCCUCUGACUGUGAAAACUUCAGGGACCAGAUUUGGAGCCUGGAUGACCGACCCGCAAGCGUCUCCCAAAAACAACAGGGUCUGGUACAUGGACAGCUACACCAACAACAAGAUAGUCAAAGAGUAUAAAUCCAUCGCUGAUUUUGUGUCAGGUGUUGAGUCGAGAACCUACAACCUGCCUUUCAAAUGGGCCGGAACCGACCACGUGGUGUACAAUGGCUCCCUGUACUACAACAAGAUGCAGAGCAACAUCAUCGUGAGGUACAGCUUUGAGACGGGCCGCGUGGUCACCCAGAGGGCUCUGGAGUCGGCGGGCUUCCACAACGUGUACCCCUACACCUGGGGAGGCUUCUCCGACAUCGACAUGAUGGCGGACGAGCUGGGCCUGUGGGCCGUGUACGCCACAAACCAGAACGCCGGGAACAUCGUCAUCAGCCAGCUGAACCCGGAUACGCUCCAGAUCCUCAGCACAUGGAACACAGAAUACUCAAAGAGGAACGCCGGCGAGUCUUUUAUGAUCUGUGGGACGCUCUACAUCACUAACUCCCACCUGACCGGUGCCAAGGUGUACUAUGCUUACUCCACUAAGACCUCCACAUACGAGUACACAGACAUCCCCUUUCAUAACCAGUACUUCCACAUGUCUAUGCUGGACUACAACUACAGGGACCGCGCCCUCUACGGCUGGAACAACGGCCACCAGGUGCUGUUUAAUGUUACACUUUUCCACAUCAUUAAAACUGAGGACGACUCUUAAGCGGAGGAAGAUACUGUACACAUGAAAGAAAUUAUGGAUGAUGGAUGGUUGCGCCUGAAUGUUCAAAUUAAUUUAUUUAUUUAUGUAAUUUCCCUGAUUAUUUUCGGAUAUUUUAUAGGAAUCUAUUUACAGACAUCUUGCUAUUUGCCUGUUUUCAUAUGAAGAGUUAAUCAAUUUCUCCAUGUGAAAACGUGACACUUGGAGGUGCAUUAUGAAACAUAUUGCAGGUAAUACAAUUUUAAUUUAAUAAUGGCACCUUUACUGAGCAACUAUUAGAAACACUGAACAAUGAACUUCCUGUAAUUUCUGCAGUUCCUUUUUCUCCCCAAAAAUGAAAGCUUUUCUUCCAAAAAGUCUUCAUAUUUUUAAUGGUUUUCUCAUUCAGUAUUGCAUUUAUUCAUGCCCCCUAAUGUAUUCAUAUUUUGACUGUGUUCACUAAUUGUUCAUUUUGUUUCCAUUCUUUCCUUGCCAUUUAUUCAUCAUCAUCUGCUAAUUUAUUCCUGCCUUUCACUGCCUCCAUUUAGCUUUCAAUUUAUCUUUGUACUUUUCCUUUCAAAUGUUUUUUUGCACUUGACCUUGUGCAAGACAAUGAGAAAUGUGGUGAACCAUAAUGCACCUGUAUAGUUACUGUACUUGGCUAUUUUGUGUCUAUGAAGAUUCUCAGUCAUCCAGGUCAUAGGAUGUCUUGAAGUACUAAGUCAAAGUGCUUCAGCAAACUGCAGAACUGCUCGCCUUUAACUUCGUACUUUGAGAUAUUGGCUUUUUUGUAACUUCAGCAACAGUUUGUAUGCCUUAUUCAGUGCAGUACGUUCUGUAAGCCCAAGGGAUAACCGCUCUCGUGCAUGAAUGUUGGCUAUCCUAAUAGCAUUUUUACUGUAACUGUAUAUCUGUGUAUUUUGUAUCUGCACAACAUCCCAUUCUCCUUCGUCUCUAGUAUAUUAAUGGUAAAGAUCCAUUUAUACAAACAGCAGUAGAUAACUUUAAUAAGCAUUCAUUUGUGUAAAUAAGAAGUUAUACAUAACCAAAAUAAAAGUAUUGUUUUCAUUAA